AUGACUGCGCAGGAAGCCGCAACACCUGGUACCGUAACCAUUAUGGGCCUUGAUGGUUCCCUCGUCACGUUCCCUGCUGACUGGGAAGCUUUGCGUGGUGGCGGGAUUUUCUCGCAAGCUGAAGAUGGCGACGAGGACAGCGAUGAAGACGGCGAUGAGAAUGGCGACGAGGACGACGAGGAAGAGGGGAGGAAGAAGGGGAGGAAGAAGGCGACGAGCAUCGUUAUCAGGCCCCCUUCGAGCCGGUUGUUGCCCCUGCUGACGCUGUUGCCUCGUUGCAAACUACCUGGUGCUCAUCAUGCGCAGAUCAAUCGCAAUCUUCUCGGCGAGAUGGCGGAUAUGCGCAACACCAUGACGGUGCUGCAGGAGAACCAGUCUGCAUAUGAAGAGGUGGAGGCGGAAAGGAACAAGCUGCGUGAGGAGAAAAACGCGCUCAACCUUUACAUCGUGCUCAUUACUUCUGGCCCGGCAGCGACGAUGCAGUUCUACCCCGAGUGGACAGACAUGGUGCCGGGAAUGGUGCGGAAGUACGUAAGGCUGGGGGUCUGCAAGGACUUGUACUACUUUGUGGCAGGUGGGGACCAGAAAACAGAAGACGAGGCCAUGGACAAGAUUGCUAACAGGCGACAGACGAUGAACAAGAUCAUCAAGCUGUACGGAUGCGGCGCAGGAGGAGGAGUUGCGGCAAACAAGUGGCACUUGCUGGCGAAGGUGGGACUGCACCCGGAUCAACUGAGGACUCCCCCUGUGUGGAUGGCAUAUUACACAAACGUGCGAGGAGUCUGGCAGCUCCGACGGCUUGUCGUCAACCAUUGCGACUUCUCCGGCAGUAUCCGCGGUGCGAGGGAGUUUGUGGCGUCCCUCCUGCCGCAGUUCAAGGAGGGCAAUCCACAGCUUGCGGUGGAGGUGGUUGUUAACCGGGGCAAGCACCCAAACCUGUACGCUCAAUACGUGAACGGGAGGGAGAGGGUGGUGGAUGUGAAGAAUCAAGAGGCGGAGACCAUUCUCAUCCAGGCUUUAAGGCCUCGGAACUCCACGGGGCGGAAGGUGGUCAAGCUGAAAUCACGGCACGAAUCGACACGGCCCAGCAUUCAAGGCAUGUGGACAGCAGAGCUUCAAGCCCAACUCAGAUCACAAGCAGCAGCAUAA
Closterium sp. Naga37s-1 is the source of this 1149-nucleotide messenger RNA. The record is from the annotation of a GenBank genome assembly. Lineage: Eukaryota; Viridiplantae; Streptophyta; Zygnematophyceae; Desmidiales; Closteriaceae.